GCUAGGUCCAGGACAUGGGCUGGGCCUAAAAUCUCCCCCUCUUGUUUCUCUAGAAGUCUGUACUGUGAGGCUCUUCUCUCUGCAGCUUGUGCCUGAGGCGAGCAGUAUCGGUGAGUUCUGAAUCCAACACUUGAGCUUGUACACAAGAGCUCGACAAAAUGGUUAUUCCUCCACCAGCUAGGGCACCUAAUAUCGCAAAGUAUCUUAAGCCUUAUGUCUUGAGGAUGCAUUUUACAAACAAGUAUGUAAGCGCCCAGGUGAUCCACAGGUCAACUGCCACUGUAGCAUCUUCUGCAAGUUCUCAGGAAAAAGCCUUGAGAGAAAGUAUGGACUCUUUACGGGAUGUUGCUGCGGCUGCAAAGAUUGGCAAGAUAUUGGGAGAGCGACUGCUGCUCCAAAACAUCCCUGCUGUUUCUGUCCACUUGAAGAGAGAACAGAAAUAUCAUGGCAAGAUCAAAGCUGUUGUUGAUUCUGUAAGAGGAGCAGGUGUGAAGCUACUUUAAGUUGGUAGCAAGGAAAAAAUAGUUGAAAAACAAUUCUUGAAUUUCCUCAGAAAAUUCUAGUUCCUAAUAGUUUUAUCUCAGCAUCGGAUAAGAUAACCACACUUGGGGGAGAUCAAUGAGAAGAAAUGCAUGGUGGGAUUUAUUGUCUUUCUGAUGCUGUUCUUUUGUGAUUUUGUUUGCAAGCAGUUUGUUAAAAAUUGUGGCUGUUGGUGCAAUGAACAUUUUGCUUGGUCCAUAUGUAGUUAAAUCUGAUCUAUAAAACCAUCUAGUCUUUCAUUUUAAAACCAAA
Molecule: messenger RNA, 792 nt
Organism: Ziziphus jujuba (common jujube)
Lineage: Eukaryota; Viridiplantae; Streptophyta; Magnoliopsida; Rosales; Rhamnaceae
Exons: 2
Coding region: 159-503 (114 amino acids)
Biological process (GO): translation
Cellular component (GO): ribosome
Molecular function (GO): 5S rRNA binding; structural constituent of ribosome
Source: RefSeq, a predicted model, not a curated record